UUGAAUUUAACUGAAAGCUUCAUUACUUUGCAUCUCUCUUUAGGGCUCAGCUUUCACCCUAAGCGGCCCUGGAUCCUCACGAGUUUGCACAACGGAGUGAUCCAGCUAUGGGACUACCGGAUGUGCACCCUCAUUGACAAAUUUGAUGAGCAUGAUGGACCAGUCCGAGGUAUUGAUUUCCACAAACAGCAGCCACUCUUUGUCUCUGGAGGCGAUGACUACAAAAUAAAGGUCUGGAAUUACAAACUGCGCCGCUGUCUUUUCACGCUCCUCGGGCACCUGGAUUACAUUCGCACCACCUUCUUCCACCACGAAUACCCCUGGAUCCUGAGUGCUUCUGACGAUCAGACGAUCCGGGUUUGGAACUGGCAGUCCAGAACCUGUGUUUGCGUGCUGACAGGACACAACCACUAUGUGAUGUGCUCCCAGUUCCAUCCCUCCGAGGACCUGGUGGUGUCGGCCAGCUUGGAUCAGACCGUGCGCGUUUGGGAUAUUUCUGGCCUACGGAAGAAGAACCUGUCUCCUGGGGCGGUGGAGUCGGAUGUCAGGGGAAUAACUGGAGUGGAUUUGUUCGGGACGACAGAUGCCGUGGUGAAGCAUGUUCUCGAGGGCCACGAUCGCGGGGUGAAUUGGGCCGCCUUCCACCCCACCAUGCCUCUCAUCGUGUCGGGGGCUGAUGAUCGGCAGGUGAAGAUCUGGAGGAUGAAUGAGUCAAAGGCCUGGGAGGUUGACACCUGCCGCGGACACUACAACAACGUCUCGUGCGCCGUCUUUCACCCGCGGCAGGAGCUGAUCCUCAGCAAUUCAGAGGAUAAGAGCAUCCGUGUCUGGGACAUGUCGAAGCGCACGGGCGUCCAGACCUUCCGCCGGGACCACGAUCGUUUCUGGGUGCUGGCUGCUCACCCCAACCUCAACCUUUUUGCUGCAGGUGGGAAGAAUCCUUCCGGUCACGCUGCCACCACGGGCGUCCAGACCUUCCGCCGGGACCACGAUCGUUUCUGGGUGCUGGCUGCUCACCCCAACCUCAACCUUUUUGCUGCAGGUGGGAAGAAUCCUUCCAGGUGGUGUUCAGGGGUCCCAGACGUGCCAGAGGAUUCAGGGAAGACGCGCUCCGGGAUGUGCGCAGCAAACCAGACACGGGCUCUCGGGCGAGAGCGAUUCACUUCCUCUUUGUCUCCCCUCUUCAGUGGUUCCAAGUUCCCAGUGUUCAACAUGUCGUACAACCCGGCCGAGAACUCCGUCCUGCUCUGCACGAGAGCCAGUAACCUGGAGAACAGCACCUAUGACCUGUACACCAUCCCCAAGGACGCAGACUCCCAGAACCCGGACGCCCCGGAAGGGAAGCGUUCCUCUGGGCUGACAGCUGUGUGGGUAGCUCGCAACCGCUUUGCAGUCCUGGAUCGCAUGCAUUCGAUCCUAAUCAAGAACUUGAAGAAUGAGAUUACCAAGAAAGUGCAGGUCCCCAACUGUGAUGAGAUUUUCUACGCCGGCACCGGGAACCUGUUACUGAGGGACGCGGACUCCAUCACCCUCUUCGAUGUGCAGCAGAAGCGGACCCAGGCUUCGGUGAAGAUCUCCAAGGUGAAGUACGUCAUCUGGUCAGCGGACAUGUCCCACGUGGCUCUGCUGGCUAAGCACGGUAGGGGCCCUCUGCCUCGCACACCCCGUGGGCUUCUGGGUAGGCGUGUUCAAGCUGGCGCUGAUCAACAGGAAGUACGACGAGGUGAGUGGGCGGGCGGGGCCUUCCCGCUGCGGUCUAGGGACCAUGGAAUCAUCCGCACUCUGGACCUGCCCAUCUACGUCACCCGCGUGAAGGGGAACAACGUGUACUGCCUGGACAGGGAGUGCCGGCCCAGGGUCCUCACCAUCGACCCCACGGAGUUCAGGUUCAAGCUGGCGCUGAUCAACAGGAAGUACGACGAGGUGCUGCACAUGGUGCGGAACGCCAAGCUGGUGGGCCAGUCCAUCAUCGCCUACCUGCAGAAGAAGGGCUACCCCGAGGUGGCGCUGCACUUCGUGAAGGACGAGAAGACCCGCUUCAGCCUGGCCCUGGAGUGCGGCAAUAUCGAGAUCGCCCUGGAGGCAGCCAAGGCGCUGGACGACAAGAAUUGCUGGGAGAAGCUGGGGGAGGUGGCCUUGCUGCAGGGAAACCAUCAGAUCGUGGAGAUGUGCUACCAGCGCACCAAGAACUUCGACAGGCUUUCCUUCCUGUACCUCCUCACCGGCAACCUGGAGAAGCUCCGCAAGAUGAUGAAGAUCGGUGAGUCCCCGGGGUGGGGGAUGAGACGUCCGCUCCUGGAGGCAGCAGCAGUCCUGUGGUUGUGUUCGUACACGCCCAGCACGGUGGGAUCCUGGUCCUCCACCAGGGCUGCGAGAUGCUGUUGCAGUGCAAAUAAAGAAUCCCCCUCUGCCGUGUGCCUUCCCUCCUUUGCAGAGUCCCUGGCCUAUCUCACGGCUGCAACCCACGGCUUGGACGAGGAAGCCGAGAGCCUGAAGGAGACGUUUGACCCAGAAAAGGAAACGAUUCCAGACAUUGACCCCGACGCAAAGCUGCUGCAGCCGGAUACCAACUGGCCGCUGCUCACCGUCUCCAAGGGCUUCUUUGAGGGAACGAUUGCGAGCAAAGGCAAGGGCGGGGCGCCGGCUGUCUGGUGCAACAAUUCCCAGCUGCCGGUGGAUCACGUCCUGGGAGGUUCCUUUGAGACGGCCAUGAGGCUCCUCCACGACCAGGUGGGAGUGACUCACUUUGGCCCCUACAAGCAGCUGUUCCUGCAGACCUAUGCCCGGGGCCGCACCACCUACCAGGCACUGCCCUGCCUCCCCGCCAUGUACGGAUACCCACAUCGCAACUGGAAGGACGCCGGCUUGAAGAAUGCCCUCCCGGUCGUCGGCCUGAAGCUCAACGACCUGAUCCAGCGCCUGCAAGUCUGCUACCAGCUCACCACGGCCGGCAAGUUCGAGGAGGCGGUGGAGAAGUUCCGCGCCAUCCUGCUGAGCGUGCCGCUGCUGGUGGUGGAUAACAAGCAGGAGAUUGCUGAGGCCCAGCAGCUCAUCACCAUCUGCCGGGAGUACAUCGUGGGGCUCUCGAUGGAGAUCGAGCGGAAGAGGCUCCCCAAAGAGACCCUGGAGCAGCAGAAGCGCACCUGCGAGGUCCGGGACUCUCGGCGCUCCAUUGUGGUGGCCAGGACGCUGGGUCCCUGGCUCUGGGUGGGAGCAGACCCUGGUUACAGGAGGCGACAGUCUCUCUGGGGGAUCCCUUGGCCACGUCACUGGGCCUCAGUUUCCCCAUUGAUGAUAACCCGCUUGCCAUGCCGUCAGCAGCCUGAGACUGCCCUGCCCACCGAAGGCCCAACCCUUUGCCCCUUGCAAUCGGUGCCCGUUUUGUCCUUCGUCGGUCGAGUGGUGGUUGCCUGGUGUGUUCUGCUAGCCAGGGCCACGUCCUGUGAGGUCCACUAGCCACACCCAGGAUCG
Pelodiscus sinensis (Chinese soft-shelled turtle) is the source of this 3471-nucleotide messenger RNA. The record is from RefSeq and is a predicted model, not a curated record. Lineage: Eukaryota; Metazoa; Chordata; Testudines; Trionychidae.